Messenger RNA from Chelonus insularis, 1639 nucleotides. Its product is annotated as mitochondrial tRNA-specific 2-thiouridylase 1. NCBI's taxonomy places the organism in Eukaryota, Metazoa, Arthropoda, Insecta, Hymenoptera, Braconidae. The record is from RefSeq and is a predicted model, not a curated record. The transcript is spliced from 7 exons. Gene Ontology annotation, cellular component: mitochondrion. Gene Ontology annotation, molecular function: sulfurtransferase activity. Bases 338 to 1549 code for a protein of 403 amino acids. Gene Ontology annotation, biological process: tRNA wobble position uridine thiolation.
GUUCUCUUUUACUCUCAUUAUAAGAAUCCUAAGCCACUUUAUUUUCAAGUACAAAUUCUUAAAUGAAAAAGGUCCAGCUCUGUUCGCAACAUACAUAGAAUCUAUAAAACCGAUUCGAUAUUUUUGUACUGUCCACUGCAGCAUAGCUUUGUUUUUUGCCUAUAACUCACGAUAUAUGAGAGGUACGGGGACCACAAGCAUGUCAAUGUAUUCCCGAGAUCGAGAGCUUUCGAAUAUUAACUGAAAGUUGGUUGUGAUAUGUAUUGAAAAUUAUUCAUUUGUUUUGUAUAUUUUUCCUAUUUUUAUUAAUUCAUUAUUUGUAUAUGAUAAAAGGAAGAUGUUUAAGAAUAUUGUUAUUGGAAUAUCUGGAGGUGUUGAUAGUGCUGUGGCAACUUUUUUAUUAAAAAAAAAAGGGUUUAAUGUAACAGCAGCAUUUCUCAGAAAUUGGGAUACUGCUGAUGAAACAGGUAGAUGUUUGAUAGACGAAGACUUAAAUGAUGCUGAAUAUAUUUGUAAAAAACUGGAUGUACCUUUAAUUGAAGUGAAUUUUGUGAAGGAAUAUUGGAAUUAUGUUUUCAGUUAUUUUUUAAAUACUUAUGAAAAUGGUGAUACUCCGAAUCCUGAUAUUAUGUGUAAUAAAAAUAUAAAGUUUGAUUUAUUUUAUAAGUAUGCAAGAAACGUUUUAAACGCUGAUGCAAUUGCAACUGGACAUUAUGUUAAUACAUCUUUUGGACCCUACCUAGAAAACUAUCAAUCACAUACAAAAGUCAAAUUACUCAAGGGCAUUGAUAACGUGAAGGACCAAAGUUUUUUUCUGUCCCAAGUUCAACAAGAACCUCUUCAACGAUGUAUGUUUCCUUUGGCAUACUAUCGUAAAUUUAAAGUUAAACAAAUUGCCACUGAAAUAGGUUUGAAAAGAAUAGCGGAAAAAGAUGAAAGUAUGGGAAUAUGCUUUAUUGGGAGUCGAAAAUUUCAAAAGUUCAUACCUGAGUACAUAGAAGAUAAACCUGGAAAUUUCAUCGAUUAUGAUACGGGCAAAAUUGUCGGGAAGCAUCAAGGAUUUCAUUAUUGGACCUUGGGGCAAAGAAGUCGUAUAAGUGGUGUUGCAAAGCCAUAUUUUAUUUAUCGGAAAUUGAAAGAUACUAAUGAUAUACUUGUAGUUCAAGGAACUAAUCACCCUUGUUUAUACUCUUUAAUGGCUAUUACGUCUGAACCUCAUUGGAUUUGUGAAGAACCUUCCGAUCUAAAAAAUAGUAAUGCAGUAUUUCAUUGUGAUUUUAAAUUUCAACAUGCUGAACACUUGGUACAAUGCAAAGUAUUUCAAACUCCAUCACGAAAAUUAAUUAUUUCAGUAGAUAAACCUAAGAGAGCGAUUUCAUCAGGACAAUUUGCUGUUUUAUACUUGAAUAAUGAGUGCUUAGGAAGUGCACCAAUCAUAAAUGCUGGACCUUCAUUAUUGAGUUUAGGUAAAACUUUGUCUGAUUUUAAUGAUGACCAUGUAAAUAAUAAUGAUGAUACAAGAAGUAACAUGGUUAUCGAGAAUAACUAAAACAGUGUAUCUAUAAUCUAAAAUUAAAUGUAAAGAAGCUAAUUAUAAAUUAUUUUUAAUUAAUUAAAUAAUUGAUAAUUUUUUAGUUUA